CCUUAACUGAAAAGUAUAUAUACAACUAUAGUCCCAGAGCUAGCUUGAGUGUUUUCAUUUCAUUCAUCUAUAACUAUAUACUUGAUACGCAGUUAUCUCAACCCACGCCAUAUUUCCUUACUACUGCACGCCGUAAUGAACUACAAAUCAUACCAGCAGGUUUUCAGCUUAACCUCCGUGGAGACCCCCAGAGUCUUAGCUCCAAAAUCUGCGACCCCACCAUCUUCUCCUAAGAUGAACUCUUUCAACACCCAGUUAUACACUCCGCCACACUCUCCCCAAAUCACGUGCCAUUCCUCAUGUCCGGCUAGUCCGUUACCUGCGGCUGAAAAGGGAGACAAGGAAGACGAUAGCAAACCAAAGAAGCGCACCAAGACCGGGUGUUUCACGUGCCGCCAGCGCAAGAAGAAGUGCGACGAACAUAUCGAUCCUGUUUCUGGGAAGUGUACCGGUUGCAUUCGCAACUUUCUUGACUGUUCCUGGCCGGAAACCAACACCAGAGCUGUGGAGCUUAACACCUGUGUUGUUGGCCAGGGAGCGACUGUGGCUAAGGCUGCACUCAACGUUUCUGGAAGCUGCGGGGUGAGAGCUAAAACUAGCGGGAGCCGUGUGGCCAAGUCUCCAAAAGGGUCGCUGGCUGUGAGCUCCUCCUUGGCUGCGACCACCCUUGCGUUAUCCACCGGUCUGAUUAUGCAUAUGCGCAACGACAAUAAGAUGGACAUUUGCAAUUUAUUGAACGAUGUGAAGCCGCGUGCUUCGCCGGUUGCCACCAGAUUUGUCAUCACUACUGUGUAGUAGCUUAUAAUUUCUCUUUUCACGGUUUUGGGGGUUUUGUUUUCACGGUCUUUGUUUUCACGGUUUUUGGUAUAUCCAUACAGCAGU
Molecule: messenger RNA, 882 nt
Organism: Babjeviella inositovora NRRL Y-12698
Lineage: Eukaryota; Fungi; Ascomycota; Pichiomycetes; Serinales
Product: Zn(II)2Cys6 transcription factor domain-containing protein
Exons: 1
Coding region: 136-795 (219 amino acids)
Biological process (GO): regulation of DNA-templated transcription
Molecular function (GO): DNA-binding transcription factor activity, RNA polymerase II-specific; zinc ion binding
Source: RefSeq, a predicted model, not a curated record